AUGCCAGCCGAUCUGCCAGGCUACCAUUUCGAUCCCGUCAAGAACCGCUACUUCAAAAUCCAGCCAAACCACAUUGCGCCGUCAGGGUCGAACUACAGUGUCCAAGCAGUCAGGGCCGAGGAAGCCAUCAAGGAUGCCCAACGAGAGGAUGAGUUGUUAUAUCGGUCGAAGCUCGCUAUAACACCGAGGCGGUCGAAGCUCCUGCAGCAUCCUAUGCUGGAGUUUGACAGACGACUGGGCCAUCUGAGGAAGAGCGCCGGGGCACUCGUUUCGGAAUACUACGCCGCCGGUCUCACAGGCAUGGGCGUCUUCCCCGACGUCGAGUUCAAGCCACCCUCUUCAUGGGAUCCCCUCGGGCCCGACUCUGGAUCGUUUGCCAUUGCAGAAUCUUCGGGCACCUUGUUUGCAGAUUGCGUGCGCAAAGAAUCGGGGCACAGCAUGUACCAGCGACAACGCUCCACACACAUGUGCGCCUUUCACCUGCGGCCGCGUCCUCUUGACGAUCCGAAUCACGACCCCCAUUGGUAUGUCCCUGGGAACUAUGAAACCAGCGCCCCGUACCAGUACAGCAACACCCGAUGGUAUGAUGUUGCAAACUCACCCCGAUGUAUUCUGGCCCUCGAGUACGAUCUGGUCGUGUGGUGCGAGCUGAUCACUCAUCGCGGUGCGCCCACGACAUCGGUGGUCAAGAUCGGGGGCGGUUCCAGAGAAUUUGCGUACAGGACCGAGCGGAUACCCGUGCAAUCGGUGGUAUGGGGUCUCGCGGCACAGCCGGGCGAAUAUAGGGCGGCCAUGGUCUGUGAGACUGGCUUUUCCCUUCUCGACCUGUCGGCCGUGGAUCACCCGAUCUCACGGUUUCCGAUGGACACCAACGAGAUGCUGCAGGCGACCUUCAAGGACCACAACAUCGUCCUGUGCGGUACACGCUCCGGCCAGAUCCUGAUGUGCGACAUCCGCGCGCCGGCGCAGCACUCCGACCUGGACGGCUACGGCGGCGUUGGUGCAACGAGCGGGACGCGCCUGCAGCACUCGGACACCGUCAACGACCUCGCGGCGCUUCCUGACGGCAACUGCAUCAUCGCCAGCGGCCCACGGCAAAUGAGCAUCUACGAUCUGCGCUUCGCGCCCCCCCCGACCCGGGUGUGUCACAUGCCCCGGGCUAAAUCGUUCCAAGCCAGCCCGGCCGUGCUGGACUUCGUCAUCCCCAAGACCUACGCGACGCGGCUGGACAAGACAAACUUCACGUACGAUCCAGAGCUUAACAUCGUCCUCCGCACCUCGACCGACAACUACCGCAACCACCGCGCCGCUCUGUGGUCCGCCCGCACCGGCCGCCUGCUCGACAGUCCGUUAAACACCACGGUCUUUGAGGAACCCAUCGUGUGCGCCGCCAUCGCGCGCAUCCGGGAUGGCCCCAAGAGCGUCUUCAUCUCCGCGGACAGAGAAAUCACCGAGUGGACUCCGCAGGGCAGGGGCGGCGAGGGCGAAGACGACCAGGAAUGA
Messenger RNA from Fonsecaea erecta, 1503 nucleotides. RefSeq lists its product as hypothetical. Gene Ontology annotation, cellular component: Cul4-RING E3 ubiquitin ligase complex. Gene Ontology annotation, molecular function: protein binding. The coding region runs from base 1 to 1503 and encodes 500 amino acids. The transcript has a single exon. The record is from RefSeq and is a predicted model, not a curated record. Lineage: Eukaryota; Fungi; Ascomycota; Eurotiomycetes; Chaetothyriales; Herpotrichiellaceae.